This is a messenger RNA of Plectropomus leopardus (leopard coralgrouper), 5144 nucleotides long. NCBI's taxonomy places the organism in Eukaryota, Metazoa, Chordata, Actinopteri, Perciformes, Serranidae. The record is from RefSeq and is a predicted model, not a curated record.
GACAGGCAGGAGGCUUUGUGGAAGGACGGAGGAUUUAAAAUGCAGCUCAGGGACGACUUCUGUAGUUUAUCACAUUGUCGUGUCGGGUCUCAAAACGUUCAAAUCUAGCGUAUGAGCAACGAGCCGACAGAGAGGGACUUUUCUCGAGUGUUUUUUUUGUUUGUUUUUGUCUCCAGAGCUGACGGCAGUGUUGUCUGUCUCUGCACUGUCCAUCCGACACAACUAGUCCAGACAUGAGUAACGUUAAUCUGAUUUUUUGGGACCAGUUGCAGGCUGGCAGCUCCGAUGUGGACUGGUGUGAAGGCAAUUACCUAAUAUACCCCAGCAUCGCUGAAUUUUACAACACGGUCGAUCAGCAACAUUUUGUUUUUUUUGUUUUGCCGCCCAUAUUAAUGUGCUUGUUCCGCCAAUAUGCAACACAUUUCAACAGUGGGAUUUACCUCAUAUGGAUUCUGCUAGUUGUGGUUGGUAUUGGAUCGACAUAUUUCCACGCCACCCUCAGUUUCCUCGGCCAGAUGCUGGAUGAGUUGGCCAUCUUAUGGGUGCUUAUGUGUGCCAUUGCCAUGUGGUUUCCCAAGAGAUACCUCCCCAGGAUGUUCAGGAGGGAUCGGUCAAGGUUCAAAGUGGUCAUCGGCAUCUUGUCAGGGAUCACCACCGGGCUGGCCUUUGUUAAACCUGUCGUCAACUCAUUAUCACUAAUGACUCUGGGCAUCCCCUGCACCGUGCUGCUCAUUACCGAGCUUAAAAGAUGUGAAAACCCACGUGUGUUCAAGUUGGGUCUGAUCUCAGGGAUCUGGUGGGCACUGGCUCUGCUUUGUUGGAUCAGUGACAGAAUCUUCUGUGAGAUGUGGUCAUCUGUCAACUUUCCCUACUUACACUGUGCUUGGCACAUCCUCAUUUGCCUGGCUUCCUACUUGGGUUGCGUUUGCUUCGCCUACUUUGAUGUUGCGACUGAGGCCCCGGAGCGAGGACCCGUCAUCAUGUUCUGGCCCAAUGAGAAAUGGGCCUUCAUCGGCGUGCCCUACAUUUCCUUUCUCUUCGUCAACAAGAAGUCUGCUAUCAAGGUGACAUAAGGUGACCCGAGUCUGCUGCUCUCCUGGUUGUGCUUUGAUACUUCUCACCAGGAUGUAUCUGAACAACAUGGCAACUUUAUGGCCACUUGUGACCGAGUGAUAUAGGUAAUGCAUAUUUUGGGCAACCGUGAGGAUUUAUCUUUUCGUUUUUCCAUCCCUGUCUGGUUUCAUUACACAGCAGUGUUUAUGCAACUCGGCCAAGGACCAUAGGUGUUACAAAUUAGUCUAACUUGAUGAUAAGAAGGGUGACUUUUUCAGCAAACACAGUAUCAAAGCCAAGAAACCUUAACAGUGUUCCAAACAUAUUCUCAGGCUUUGCAUAUGAGAUCAUGUCAAUAUUAGUAUUAUGCAUUUUAGACUUCUUUAAAAAGAAGAUUUUGUACAUUUUAUAGUAACUCAGAAAACCUCAUUAUAAAGCGUUGUAUUGCCUUUAUAAACACAAGUACAGCAUCUCAUAGGUGCAGUCUGGCCAUUAUGAAAGCAUAUUUAGAAACAAUAAAGCACUGGAUUCAUUUACUGUGAUCAAUGCAUAAUGCAUUAAAGCUUAUUAUUAUAUUGCUUAGCCAAUCUUACUAUGCUCAGCGAAUCAACAAGCUGGUUCAUAAGAUGUUACAGAAGUGUUACAAGUAUUUCACACCAAGCCUUAUGUGUUUUUAAAUACAUAAUGGAUUCAGGCUGUUAUACUCUGCCCUCUUUGUAGACGGGCAAUUUCUGUUUAAGAUGCUAGAAGAAAAUAUUGGCAUUGUACGAUUCUGCAGACCAAGAAUAUGUUACAUUUGUAUGUUUCAUACGUAUCAUAUCAAGGUUUUUUAAGUGAUGCUGACUUUGUCAAAUGAAGGUGGAAGGGAUGGUGGAUUGUAUGUCACCUAGGUGAGAUGUCUGCUUUUUCAGUGGCUUUUUAGGCACCAAACGUGGGUGUUUUGAAGCGAGACAUGGCUACUUUUCUGCCAGCUGAGUUGCCCAAAAAGCAGAUGAGGGUCCCCUGUGGCAAAUUGUGAUUUGUGAUAUUAGGCUUUCUACAUUUAUUGAAUUUAAUUGAACUCCUUUUCACAGAGACAUGGCUGCUUUUUCUACUGGCAUAGUGACCUGAAAGGUGGUUGUCUUUCAGAGAGACAUUGCCACUCUUCCUGCAGGGAUAGUGGUCUGAAAACUAGGUAUUUUAAGCCAAAAUAUAAUGUUUUCCUCACCAUUAAGUUGCGUUUCCAUCAAAGGCUUUCAGUGUAGUUCCUUUGGAAGCAAAAGUAACACCUACAAACAGGUACCUAAACCCUAAGAUCUGUUGGGUGUUUCCGCUGUAGACAGUACUCUUAUGGUGCAUGCUGCUCCCAUUCAUUUUGUACUUGAAGCGACUGAUUUCCUGUACAAAGCAUGCUGGAAUACCUGCAAAGCGAACUAAGCCGAUGACGUGAGGAGAGGGCGUGACAAUUUCAAAAAUUUAAACAAAGCUCACAUCAACACAGCCACUCAUGCUACACCUUCAGUGACUUUUCGAACACUGUGGAAGAGAAGGGGGCGGGGGAUUGUGGAUGGAUACAAGUGACCAGUGGGGCAGGACGGAUGCGAAUCGCGGCAAAUUAGUUGCGUAUAGAGGGCAUGCAACGUUACAUGUGGGCAGGGUUGUUGUCAGCUGCUGCUUCAUCCAGCAGCAGUUCCUGUAUUUCCUUCUUCACUGAUGAUACAAAGUGAAGUCUGCACCCUGUUAAUCGUCUACAGAACAGGGCUGCAGGCUGCAGUGAAGGUUCCUCUCAUUGGGAUUUUUAAAAAUAGCGGGUUUGUGCAUUGACUCCCCAUCAGGCAAGAGCAGGGGUUUAGUGCUGCCUGAGCUAAGACACAUUUCUUUUGUCUUCAAGUUAAGAUUAGAAUAUAUGCAGUUCACAUAAUCCAGUGAAAAUUAAUAUGUUUUUUUUAAACACAGUACAUGUCAUCCAAGAGAGACAAAAAACAGAUGGUCAAAGUUAUCUUGUUGAAAUUUAAGGUGUGUUGAUGGAUUCACAUUGUCAAUUCAUGCAUUGAGUAACAUUACAAGUAAACGUUUCACCUUAAAAGUUGCCAGCCGUCGGUCCAGGGAAUUUAAUUAUUUUUUCCUCAGUCUACAGCUGCUUCUAGAGGCUGUGAAGCAUCCAUCCAUUUUUAGUUAUAGUUUACUCAUGUAUGGAAAAGGUGUCAUGGUAUGAAUGGUGGUUAUAGCAGCCACAGCUUAGCCCUGAGCACAGAGUGUUGAUUCUCCACUGACUAAUCAACGGACUGCAGCGUUUCAAGCUCCACCUUUCAGUACCAUAUCUGUGUGCAAGGGACCUCAAGCAAAGGGGUCGACAAAAUCUGGGGACAGUAGCAAAGGUACUAAAGAUACUAUCCACAAUUUUUCACAAUGGAAAUGCAAAAAAAUGCAUACUAAACCAACCUGAUGGUGGAAAUGCCCCAGUGGUUUUUUGUGCCGAAACCACUGAGUUGUGGAAACGUGGAGUUGCAACAUAUCCAUUACAUAAUAACUUGCAAAUGUAACAUAUCCGUGGUUUUCAGAAAUGUACAAUGCCAACAUUUAUUCAGGGAUUCGAUUGGAAAGACGAUUGACUUCUCUCUGUUUUGGGCGUACUAUGUUUUGCUUCCAGCAUGCUGUUGUGAUUGUUAAAGGUAGUAUAUGAGAAAUGUGUUUGAUAUACUUCUGUAUACAUUUUUACUAACAGUGUAAGACGCAUUCAUUUUCCAAGGAAAAGCAUAUCAUUCAUAUAUUACUGAAUGAACAGGUACCCUGUCAUAUUGGCCAAAACUCAAAGUAAAGAAAAAGAAUGUGAAAUUAAAAUGUAUUUAACUAUAAUUGACUAUUCAAGGAAAUAUUUACAUAUUUUGCACAAAAUGACGAAUGGUUCUCAAAGCCUUUGGCUGAAUGCACACUGAUAAUGACAAUUAUCUACUCUAAACUUUGCUUGCUAGUGUACAGUUUCUGAUACUAAAGUUUUCUUGGCAAUUUUUUUUUUGUUUUACCUGAUGUCUCAACUCUUAAACUUCUCUUCAGGAUUAUUUAUUCCAGGCUCAAUAUUUUAGACUUUGUGCUACAUAGUAUUGAAUCUAUGACAAAUGUGCAAAAAGCCCUAAUCAAACAGGACUACAGAAACAAAUGUGUAAUGUGUCUGAAACUCUAAAAGGAGAAAUGCAGUGCACUGAUUGCUUUAAAUAACGAAUUGGAAUGAGGUUUAGGUUGUGGGACGGAUUAUGUUUUAUUACUUAUGACCUAAAAACCUAGUCAAACUUAUCAGUGUUCAUUUGGCAGGAAUGAAUAGAAAUUCUGUAGAAUACAAAAGGGAAGUAAUGUUGGGUGUUUCAAAACACAAACCCUAUAAAAGACAAGGAUCACCAAAGCUUUUUUCAACACAAACCAUUGUUUUAAAUGUUGUUCUUGAAAACUGCCUCAAGCUGUGUUAACUGUUGUUAUUUUACUCCCGUCCUCCUGCAGAGGCUUCUGGGAACACGGACUCGUGCACACACACAAGGUCAAAUGAAGGAUCAUGAUUUACAAAGAAAAAAAAAUAUUUUUGAGAGACAUAUUUUGUUAAAUCCAAAAUAAUAUUUUUCUAAGUGAAGUGCAGCCAAAAUGGAAGGGUGAUGGUUUUUGAUAUUGCAUGAUUACUAUCUUUUCAUUGCCAAACAGUUUUGUUAUUUUAUUUUAUCUCCUGGAAAAACUUUGGGAAAUGUGAGCAAAGCUGUUGUAGUGCCCAAAAGUACUUUCAUUGUGCUGCAAAAGAUAUUGAAUCAAAAAUUUGAAGGUGGGUUGUUUUUAUGAAUCACCCUCUGAUGAAGCUGUCAGUGUGAACAGGACGGCCUGUUUAAUGCUGCCCUGUGCAUCAUAAAAUUGGUCUUGGCAUGAGGUAAAAUUAUGAUCUCAUAAAAAUAAGUUAAGUCUUUUUUAUGGACUCACAUGUAUAUACUCUAAGUUUUUCUCUGCCUGCAUUGACAAUACAGACAAACUGCACAGAAGUAUUUAUUUUCAUAAUUUAUCCUGUUUUGUAAACAAAUAUUUGUAAUAGAUUAGUAUUUUAUUUUAUUUUAUGCAAUAAACCAAGCCAAUACUCAGAA